UCAAUACGACGACUCUUUCCUCUCCCUUUCCUUACAUCGCGAUCCAUCUUCUCCUCCCCUGUUCAGCCCUAAAUCCACGUCGACACAAACGGAGAGCGACUGUUAUUCUUCAUCAACUCAGACGGAUCGAUCAUCAACAAAAAGACGAUGAGCUUUCAGUGAAUUUCUUUGCAACAUAUAUAAAUUUUGAUCAAAAGGGAUCAUCUUUUCUCACAUUGCAAAGGGAGAAACAGCACAAUCCGAAGUUUAUUCAUCCUAUCAAGGUGUUUUAUUAUGGUCUGGCAUUAUCUUACAUUUCAGAGACUGUUGAAUGAAGCUCAACCCUUUAUUCUCACCUGAAAAGAGAGAUUGAUUGAUUACCUGUAGAAGAAGAAGAAGAAAAGAUGAUGGUUGGCUCUUUAUAGAACUGGAAGGAAACUUGUCAUAACAGAUAACAGUGUUGUUUUAUUCUAUAUCGACUGAAAUGGCAUUAUCGGAACAAACUGAGGAUUAUCUUUUCAAGAUUGUCUUGCUCGGUGAUUCAGCUGUUGGAAAAUCAAAUUUACUUGCUAGAUUUGCAAGAGGUGAAUUUUACCCCAAUUCAAAAUCAACAAUUGGGGUGGAGUUUCAGACUCAAACAAUGAGUAUAAAUGGGAAGGAAGUUAAGGCACAGAUCUGGGACACUGCUGGUCAGGAACGGUUCAGGGCUGUCACGUCUGCAUAUUAUAGAGGCGCAGUUGGUGCUCUUCUGGUAUAUGAUAUUAGCCGACGACGAACAUUCGAUAGCAUUGGCAGAUGGCUCAAUGAGCUUCAGAUUCACUCUGACAUGAAUGUGGUCACGAUACUCGUCGGUAACAAGUCGGAUCUUAAAGAUGUGAGAGAGGUGACCACAGCUGAAGGGAAGUCAUUGGCAGAAGCAAAAAGCUUGUUUUUCAUUGAAACAUCAGCCCUUCAUUCCUCAAAUGUAACUGCAGCUUUCCAGACAGUUGUAAAAGAGAUUUACAAUAUUUUGAGUCGAAAAGUGAUCCAGUCGCAAGAGCUCAAGAAGCAAGACCUUUCAUGGACAGGGAAUGGAGGGACAGUAAUCUUGAAGGGGGAAAACGGGGAGGAAGAAGCGCCUAAAACCGGUGGGUGCUGUUCUUAGACAUAUAUAUAUAUAUAUAUAUAUAUAUAUAUCAUAUGGAUUGGGAAAGAAACACUUUUCUUUCCUCCUUCAAUGUAAUAGAAGAUCUUGCCACUGUAAAAUGUCAAAUGGAUGGGAGCCUCUUUGGCCUUGUAUUUUUUUGAAUUCAUUUUUGUUGAAUUUAUUAUUUCAUGGAUGUUUGUAGAAACUGGAGUAGAAAUUGUACAUGACUGGAGGAAUGGUCUUUGUAAUUGCAUCCUUGUUUGUUACAACAUUGUGUUGUUUGGUUGAAAUAACAGUCAAGAUUGAGAAACAAA
Impatiens glandulifera is the source of this 1419-nucleotide messenger RNA. Its product is annotated as ras-related protein RABA5a-like. The record is from RefSeq and is a predicted model, not a curated record. Gene Ontology annotation, cellular component: endosome. The transcript is spliced from 3 exons. The coding region runs from base 464 to 1123 and encodes 219 amino acids. NCBI's taxonomy places the organism in Eukaryota, Viridiplantae, Streptophyta, Magnoliopsida, Ericales, Balsaminaceae. Gene Ontology annotation, molecular function: GTP binding; GTPase activity.